This is a messenger RNA of Limanda limanda (common dab), 3171 nucleotides long. RefSeq names its product transmembrane protein 65-like. Bases 148 to 888 code for a protein of 246 amino acids. Gene Ontology annotation, biological process: regulation of cardiac conduction; cardiac ventricle development. The record is from RefSeq and is a predicted model, not a curated record. Gene Ontology annotation, cellular component: mitochondrion. The transcript is spliced from 8 exons. Lineage: Eukaryota; Metazoa; Chordata; Actinopteri; Pleuronectiformes; Pleuronectidae.
CAGAGGUUACAGCUUCUCGGGUUCACGCUCGCAAAGAUGUGAUUAUUUCCCUUGCGCACAGAGCAGAAGCAGUUUGGUGGUGUUCUCGGCUCCAGCAGCUCCCAGCAGGAUCUCCUCCGCGUCGCUUCCCCUCCCUCCUCCCCGGAGAUGCUGCCCUGCCUGCGGAGCCUCCUGCGGCCCGCCCUCUCCCUGAGAGCCGGCGCCGGGCUCACCCGAGCCGGGCUCGGCAGCGGCCAGGCUCCCGCCGCCUGGUCCCGGCUCCCCUCGCUGUUGCAGCGGCGCAGCCUGGGCACUCACCCGGAGUCCACGGAGCCGCUCGACUCGCCCCAGGGCGCCAAGGAGUUCAUCUACAGCCUGCACCCCACCGAGCGCACCUGUCUGCUGCGGGAGCUGCACAGGUUCGAGUCCAUAGCCAUAGCUCAAGGGCAGCUGGUAAUCCCGCCACCUACUUCAGCACAGUUAAGAUAUGUUCUGCUGCACAACGCAAUCCCUUUUGUUGGAUUUGGAUUCCUGGACAACUGCAUCAUGAUCGUUGCUGGCACUCAUAUUGAGUUAUCCAUCGGAGUUGUCCUCGGCAUUUCAACUAUGGCAGCUGCUGCCCUCGGCAACCUGGUUUCUGAUCUGGCAGGUCUAGGACUGGCAGGUUACGUGGAGGCCUUAGCGUCUCGGCUGGGGAUGCAGAUUCCUGACCUGAACCCGAAGCAGGUGGACAUGUGGCAGACCAGAGUCAGCUCCCAUUCGGGUAAAGCCAUCGGCGUCGGCAUCGGCUGCAUCCUGGGCAUGUUCCCUCUUCUGCUUCUGGACUUCGACAAGAAAAAAGAGGACCAGAAGGAGGGGACGGAGAAAUCGGAGUCGCCACCUGCUCCGACUGAGAGCGACCAAAACUGAAACUGUCAACCUGCUGAGGACAAAUAUUAUUAGGAAUCCGUUAGAAUACUUAAACCCGGGACUGUUGGCCUCGCCUGGUGGACCGGGGUGUGUGAACUCCUCACACAGUCUGAUGAUGCGUGUUACUCUGCGAGGCUGAUUCUAACUAUGGAAGGUAUUCUGAAAAGGGUUUUAGAUAUUAUUUGAUUGUACAUUUUUAACUUAAGCACAGAAUCCUGACCGUCUCUUGAAGAGACACGAGACUGUUUAUUCAUUGGACUGCUGCUACGUCAACUAUUGCACCAUAACCUCACCUUGUUUUUUGACUGACCGACACAGGCUGAAACUGAUUUAUCUGACACACACACACUCUGCAGUGGCUUCUUUCUCUCCUCUGUUAAAAAGAUCAAGUAUAAAACGUGAUGGUGAGAUGGCAAGUAGGUUAAAGGAAAGUUAGGGCCCAUUGCAGUAUCACAGUAAAGAUCAGAAACUACACUAUCGGAGAUAAUUCUGAAAAAAACACGCUCUUAGUAGAGCACUUACCUCGCCAAGGCCCAUCAGUCCCCUCAUGAAACAACAUUUAAAUUCACUGGAUCCACAUUUUUAUUUGGAUCUGCACCAAAUUAUGCACACCCAAAUCUUGAGGAAAACAAAAUUUCACACAAUGCCGAAGAAAGAUAAGUGAGAAAAUAAUCCUGGAUCCGCUCCCUUGAUUUGGAUCUGCACCAAAAUUUAAUUGGUUCCUCCUCUGGGUCAUGACCCACCUCUCAACACAAUCAGUUGCGUAGUUUUGUGUAAUCCUACUACCAAACAAACAUAACCUCCUCUGCAAAGAUGAUUAGUUCGUCACAUGGCUUUUUGCCGUUGAAGGUUUCGUGUCUAUCGUCAGUCUCUAAUAAACGAAGACUGAAAGAUUCCCACCAUCACACGGUGCAUUUCAGCUUGAUUCAGAAGCGUUAAGGACAUUUAAAGACAUCUCCUGUGUUUUCUAAUCAGUCUUUGAAGGUGUUGAGUCAUACAAAGAGAGAAAUCUAAUUUGCAUACUAUAUAUAUAUAUAUACACACUAUACAGUAUCGAGUAGACUAAAGUACUGUAAAUUUGCAGUUUUACAAAUAUAUCUCAGUCUUAAAAAGUCUUGCCAGUCUGCCUCAUCCACGCUCACUUGUCGGUGACUCAUUUUAUAUUAAAUACUUAUGAUUUCGCCCCUCAAUCAUUCUAAUAUUUACCCUGUGCAUCCAGGUGAUCAGUGCUGCUAACUCCUUUAAAGAGCAGUCUGUUACUUUCUGCGGAAGAGUGGAGCAGGAUGAAGGGAGAGAGGGAGAGAGGAAAAGAGCAGCAGCGACAGAAAGAUAAUAAAUUCCAUCACUGAACCACCUGAGACCUCUGUCCCAUUCCUCUCUGACCCUCUGGCCUCCACAUCAUGUGAUUGAUCUCGUCCUGCUCUGCACCAGUCGACAUUUAACCGAGCUACAGCGAAGCCUCUGCCAGGGAGAGACAGCAGCAAGCCUCUGAUCCAGCUCCUGUUACACUAUGAUUAUUGCCCUGUUUAAUUCUGUUAGAAAUCUGCUGCUGCUGCUUCCAACACUAACGCACAACUACAUAUUCUCCCUCUGCACCUUCAUGAGCAGUGUCUCUGCUCUGCUGCCCUCCACUGGCUGAGAUUUGAAGGGGUUUAUAUUGUAUUUCAAACACAUACAGGUGUCAUUCAUCACCUGUUUAUCUCCCCUGCUUAGUAUUUAAACCAGCUCAAAGUCGAGCUUGAAGUUGUUACUUCAUCACUCUAUAAUUAAUGUUGUUAAUCGUUUAUUUUUGAUCUGCAAACUGUAAUCUGCAGCAUGAGGGAUGUACUAAAUAUGAUGAAAUACUUCCAUCAAUCCAGGUCUUGAUUCGACUCUUAGUGAUUUUAUAACUUAUCUUAUCAUCUGAAAACUGUUGUGUAAACUGUAGACUGUUUAGAAGUUGAAAUGAAGCAGCCACGUGUCCCAAAAAGCAUAUUUAAUUUUCUUCGGAUAUUCAUAUAUGGUGCCACUGUAUAUUCUAUUUAUUUAUCUCCGGGGACAAUGCUAAGAAAAGAAUAUAUAUGUCAACAGGAAAAUAUAUUUGUCAUUAUAUUUCCAGCAGCAUCCUCCAACAGCAACAAGAAGGACCCACCAUCUGAUUGCUGUGUGUGACAGUGCAUUACUAAACCUGCUCUAAAAACACUGACACACCCACAGAGGAGAGUUUGCCCUGUAUGAGAUUGUUUUAGUUAUUUAUUAUGUGCAGAACAGUGAUAAAAAUGACAAAUAAUUGAAGAUUUAUGU